AUGGCUGCACGUGCUAAGAAAGUCAGAAUCGUCGGUAAAUACAGAACCCACUAUGAUGCCUCCCUCAGGAAAAUGGUGAAGAAAAUUGAAAUAAGCCAGCAUGCCAAAUACACUUGCCCCUUUUGCAGCAAAACCAAGAUGCAGAGACAAGCUGUGGGGAUCUGGCACUGCAGUUCCUACAUGAACACAGUAGUUGGAGGUGCCUGGCCCUGUACCACCAUUCCUGCUGCCCCAGUAAAGUCGCCCAUCAGAAGGCUGAAGGAAUUGAGAGACAAGCAGAGGAAGGCAGAGGGGAAGCAGCAGGAGAAACAGAUUGGUGAUGCCAGACUGGAGGCUGCUGUGUAUGGGAACAAAGUCCUUCAGGAGUUGGGAAGGGGGAAGCUGAGGCACAGUGCAGCGGGAACAGACAGGCAUCAAAUCCAGCAGAACCUUGAAACCAACACCAAGCCUGCUUCCAAGAGCAAGCUGCUUAUGUCUGAUGACUCAUUCCCCAGGACAAGGCCAGCUCCUAGCCAGCGGCCACUAAGGAUGCUGCGGCAGGGCACUGCUCCACAUUGCUAG
Molecule: messenger RNA, 561 nt
Organism: Manis javanica (Malayan pangolin)
Lineage: Eukaryota; Metazoa; Chordata; Mammalia; Pholidota; Manidae
Product: large ribosomal subunit protein eL43-like
Biological process (GO): translation
Cellular component (GO): ribosome; cytosolic large ribosomal subunit
Molecular function (GO): large ribosomal subunit rRNA binding; structural constituent of ribosome
Source: RefSeq, a predicted model, not a curated record